Molecule: messenger RNA, 1197 nt
Organism: Thlaspi arvense
Lineage: Eukaryota; Viridiplantae; Streptophyta; Magnoliopsida; Brassicales; Brassicaceae
Source: the annotation of a GenBank genome assembly
AUGGCAAACCCUAGAACACGUUUAAUAACUUCUUACUCACUGUACAUAUCUCUCGAUCGAUCAUGGAAUCAGGUGAUGAAGAGAGUGAGAUACGAAGCUAGCGAAACAAAAUCAGAGAGAACAGUUUUUUUAGAAAGAAGAAAGAUUCGCUUUUCCAGAAGAGAGAGAACGAAAAUGGCGUCUUCAAGCUCUCCAUGCGCAGCUUGUAAGUUUCUAAGAAGAAAAUGCACGCAAGAAUGUGUAUUUGCUCCAUAUUUCCCACCUGACCAACCUCAAAAAUUCUCAUACGUUCACAAAGUCUUCGGAGCAAGUAACGUCGCCAAGCUUCUCAACGAACUCGCCUCUAACCAAAGAGAAGACGCCGUUAACUCUCUUUUCUACGAAGCCGAAGCUCGACUUCGCGAUCCGGUUUACGGUUGCGUCGGUUUAAUCUCAAUCCUUCAACAUCGUCUCAAACAGCUUCAACACGAUCUUGAAAACGCCAAGAAAGAACUCGCUGCUUACGCUGGUCCUCAAGCCAUGCUUCCUAUUCUCCAAACGCAGCAUCCUCAACCGCAUUUCAUGUCUCUACCGCCGCAACCGCAGCGACCGUCUUCUUCCUCGGCGUCUGUGCUGACUCAGCAGCAUCAUCAUAAUAUGUUGCCAAUGAUGGCUAUUCCAACUGGACAAUUGUACCAUCAGCAGCAACAGCAACAACAACAGAUUUUUGAGGCUCAACAACUAGCAGCGGUUAAUGCGGUUGCGAGAGAGCAACAUGAUGAAAUGUUUAGAGCUUACGGAGGAGGAGGCAGUAAUAAUAGUCCACAUCAUCAUCAAAACCAACCUCAGGUUGAGAUUUUGAGGUUUAAUCAUGGUUUUGACUCUGUACCAACCGGCUCGGUUACGGUAACCGGAUUUAAUCAGUUAAGCUCCAGCGGUACAACUGUAACCGGGAUGUCACCGUCUUUGGCUCUUGGUGGUAACUUUGUUGAUAGUCCUCCAGCGAAUGAUAAUUAUCAUACGGAUCAGCAAUUACAUCAUCAUCAACAGCAACAACACCACGAGGCUCAGCUAUUCAUACCUACACAACCUUCUCAACCGCUACCGCUUCAAACGCAGGAGACGCAGACGCAGCCGAAUUCAGAGAGCGAGGAGGGAAGAAGGAGUAUCAUUGGUUCAUCUCGUGAAGAGGUUAACCCAAAAGCCGUAUCAAAUUGA